AUGCGACAAAUAGCAGCCGCUGCAACUGCUGCUGCCACUCUUGCUGCUGCUGCAGACCCUGCUGCUGCUGCUGCUGCAGCGUCUGCGCCUCAGGGGGCCCUCCGAAAGCUCAAGAACAGCCCCGACUCCAUCACGCUGCUGCUGAAGUGGGACUUUAGCUGCCUUGCUGCUCAGCGACAGCAGCGGGAGCAGCAGCAACAGCAGCAGCAGCAGCAGCCAGUUGAGGUGUAUCUACAGCUCGACCGAGAUGUCACGCGUGCUGCUGCUGCUGCUGAAGCAGGAAAGGGACAAGUGCUUUUUACCCGAGGCGUUUUUUUGAGAGACAAGGCGCAGAAGCAGCAGCAGCAGCAGCAGCAGCAGCAGCAGAAGCAGCAGCAGCAGAAGCAGAAGCAGAAGCAACAGCAGCAGCAGCAGCAGCAGCAGCAGUUCGAUGACCGAGUUUUCGGGCUGCAGUUUCUCUCGCAGCUGCUGGGCCACAACAUUGACUUGGAAGCAGAAGCAGCAGAGCUGCAGCAGGAGCUGCAGCAGGAGCUGCAGCAGGAGCAGCAGCAGGAGCAGCAGCAGGAGCUGCUGCCGCAACGGCAGCAAGCCGACGGAGCUGCGGAGCAGCAAAAGUCUCCGUGUGUCUCCUCCCCCUCUCUCUGCCAAGAGCUGCUGCUGCAGAAGCUGCUGCAGCAGCAAGAAGGACUAACUGUCUCCAAAUAUUUAUCUUCUUUUGAUGUUGACGUUGUCACUUUUUCCAGACUCAAAGAGUUCAUGCGGGAGUCUGGGUUACAGAGUGAAGAAGAGCUGCUGCAGCUGCUGAAGGAGACACACAGCAGCAGCUGUCUCUCUCAAGUGUCUCUCGACAUGAAGGGGACACUGACGGGAUCGGUUCCUGCUGCUGCUGCUGCUGCUACUGCAGCACGGGGCAGCAGCCCCCGCGCAGCAGCAGCAGCAGCAAAUGUUGAAGACCCCUACUUCCCGCUGCAGUGGCAUCUUCAAGCAGCAGAAGGUCUCUACAACUUGGGAGCUGACAAAGCCUGGCAGCAAAUGCAAAGCGCGCAGCAGCAGCAGCCGCAGCAGCAGCAAGUGGUGGUGGCGCUGCUGGACACUGGCUGCGGCCCCCACGAAGACAUAAAUAAUAUUUUGUGGAUUAACAGCAAAGAGAACUGCAGCGACGGAGUGGACCACGACAACAACGGCUACGUCAACGACUGCAAGGGCUGGGACUUUGUGGACGACACAAACGACAUCACGGACACUUAUGGGCACGGCACGGCGGUGGCUGCUCUUAUGGCUGCGAGCUUUGACAAAAAGGGGGGCAGAGGUAAACCCUAA
Eimeria tenella is the source of this 1320-nucleotide messenger RNA. RefSeq names its product Subtilisin-like. Gene Ontology annotation, molecular function: serine-type endopeptidase activity. The transcript has 5 exons. Gene Ontology annotation, biological process: proteolysis. The record is from RefSeq and is a predicted model, not a curated record. The coding region runs from base 1 to 1320 and encodes 439 amino acids. NCBI's taxonomy places the organism in Eukaryota, Apicomplexa, Conoidasida, Eucoccidiorida, Eimeriidae.